AUGAGCAAUGUGCCUAAUGAAGAAGUGGAUAACAGAAACAGUGAAUGCGGUAACAAUCAUAACAACAAUACCAACAAAAGUAGUAUCGUCUUUUUCUUUCUGCUGGAGGCAUUAUUCGUUGCUUCUUUCGCGGACUCGCUAUUUUUGUUUCCUUCAUUCUCUUCUCGCGCGCAUUACUCUUUCUUCUUGCUUCGCCUUGUAACUGUUCGACGAAAUGCUCCAAUCAUGUAUUUUUUUACCGCAUCCUCCCCUUUACUGUUCUCGCCGCACCUGACUCCUUCCCUCGUUCCACCGUUCUAUUUUCCCGGCUCGAUCCGACGAACGUUUCGGUUCGCUGUCGAACCUGGUUCGGUUCUCCAUUUUUCCUGGAGGGAAACCUGUCAUAAGGGUUUGUGCUGGUCCUGCACUGGAUUCUUGCGGCGGUGCAAAGACUGGGGAGGAGAGUUUUCCUCUCUCGAAGCCCAAAUUCUAGAGUUUAUGCAGAGUUCCGAUAAGCCCGAAGCUUUUCCCACAAAAGAGGAGUUGGUUGCUGCAGGGAGGGUAGAUUUGGUCAACGCUAUUGUAAACGAGGGAGGGUGGCUUGCGUUUGGAUGGGAAUUAAACGGUGGGUCCAGUGGAACUCGCAGUCAUGAAGGUAAUAGUAGCGGUGGAAUUGAGGGUAAUGCGACUCGGGCUUCUGGGGUUUCUUCUUCCGAAACAGAUUGUUCAGUAGAAAUUGAAGCUGACAAUGAAUCUGGCAUUGAGGGUAUAUUGAAUCGGUUGGAGAAACAAAGAAGUAGAUCAUUUGGAUUUGUCGUAGAUACUAUUUCUUCCAUAAAUAGUGAAGAAAAGAAUGAAUGGGAUCAUAGAACGGCUACGGAUGCAAUGACUGGUGGCCUUGAAAAUGGUAGAAGAGCAUCGAGCCCCUCAAGCAAUCAUCCCAGUGGUUCUCAGAGUUCUCAAUUAGGUACUGAAAAUUCAAUAAAAAAUUCAAUAAACUCACUUAAGCCAGAGAUGUGGAGGAGUUGGAUUGUUCAGAGAAAUGGUUUUCCGGAUGCAGAUUUCGAAGAUGCUGAUAUUGUUCCAACUGAAACUCAGAAAGGAGGCAUGAUUCAUACUUCAGGACAACCUGAAAUCCCUGACAGAAGGGAGUUUUCGUCUGAACUUAUAAAUGAAACAGGAUUAUAUUCUCUUGAUGGAAAUGCAAUUCACAAUGACAUUAAAUCUCGUAUCCAGCAACUGGAAUCUGAGCUAUCUUCUAUACUUCACUUGUUGAGGUCCAAUUCAGAUAAAUUUACAAUGCAGAUGGUCCAGAAGAGCUCUUGUGAAGAACUGGCAAAGCUUUCCGAUGCUUGGGAAUUUCAGGAAAAUGAGAUCAUGAAUGCUCAGGACAGAUUGCGUUCUAUACAGGCUAAGUUGGCAGUCCUCGAAGGAAAGAUGUCAUUGGCAAUAAUGGAUGCACAUAAGGUAGUCGAAGAGAAGCAACUGAAGAUUAAUAAUGCUCAAAAAGUUUUGCAAAUGCUGAAGACUACUUGUGUAGUUUGGCCAAAUAAUGCUUCAGAAGUAUUUUUAACAGGGUCAUUUGAUGGUUGGUCAAAUAAGAGAAGGAUGGAGAGAUUAAAGAGUGGUAUAUUUUCUGUUAGUUUGCAAUUAUAUCCUGGAAGAUACGAGAUGAAGUUCAUUGUAGACGGAGAAUGGAAAAUAGAUCCGUUGCGUCCUAUUGUUACUAACAAUGGCUACGAGAAUAAUCUUCUAAUAGUUGGUGAUUGA
Molecule: messenger RNA, 1749 nt
Organism: Sphenostylis stenocarpa
Lineage: Eukaryota; Viridiplantae; Streptophyta; Magnoliopsida; Fabales; Fabaceae
Source: the annotation of a GenBank genome assembly